UGAAGUAUCUGUAAUUUGCUAGCUAGCGAGCUAGCUAAUGUAGCUACCAAGCGAUGGUACCAUGCCUGAUGAGGAUGUGUUUUAGCAUCAGCCGGGAGCAAAGAUAAAGCAAAUUAUUUUAAGCAGUCAGCUAACGAAGCGAAAGUACAUAAGUUUUAGUCAUGGCGAUACGCAGAUGAAACAUAAAGAAAAUUCAAUGAUAGGAGCUAAAUAACUGCGCAUUCCAAAUCCAGAUCUCCAAGGCCGAAUCCAUGCUAUCUGAUGAACUAGACUCAAAGCCUGAGCUGCUGGUUGAGUUUGUUCAGAAGGCCUCGAUCCCCCUGGGUCAGGGACUGGAGGAGAGUGACCCCAAAGAGACCUGCCUACCUCUCCUUCCAACUACAGAGAGCCCCCUAUGUAGCCAGCUGCAGCUUACAGACAACAGCCUGAGCCAUGCUGGCUCCCCCUCUCUGUCGGAGUACGAGGGCGAGAGGGAGCAGCUGGUGGUGCAGCUCCAGUCCCACCGGGGUGUGGCCCUCUCUGCCAGCCCCAGCCCCCCUCCCAUCCUGCACGACCUGCAGCAGUCCGACAGCACGUCCUUCAUCCUGCUCAACCUGGCCAAAGGGCUGGCAGCUUCAACAGAACCGCUGGUGUUUGUCCAGGAUGAGGCGGACCAGGAAGUGUCUGCGGGCGAGAGCGGGGAUGGCAGUACGCCCUGGUACCUGCGGGUGCAGGAGUUGGCCCACGACAGCCUGAUUGCUGCCACUCGGGCCCAGCUGGCCAAGGAUGCCAAGGCCAGCAACAGCAGCGAGCACCUGCACAGCUACCCAUCUGAGGGACCAAAGAAGGAGUUGCCCCUAGACGACCGCCCGCCUGUGGAGAAGACCCUCAGGUGCACUUUCGAGGGCUGCCGAAGGACCUUCACCUGGCCAGCUCACCUCAAGUACCACCUCAAAACACACAAGAAUGACCGCACGUUCCGGUGCUGCGCCGAGGGCUGCGGGAAGAGCUUCUACGUGCUGCAGAGGCUGCAGGUGCACAUGAGGACGCACAACGGCGAGAAGCCCUUCGUCUGUGGCGAGAAGGGCUGCGGCAAGAAGUUCACCACCGCCGGGAACCUCAAGAACCACAAGCGAACGCACACGGGGGAGAAGCCCUUCCUGUGUGAGGCGGACGGUUGCGGCCGCUCCUUCACCGAGUACUCCAGCCUGCGGAAGCACAUGCUCGUUCACUCAGGAGAGAAGCCCCACCAGUGCAGCAUCUGCGGGAAGACCUUCUCCCAGAGCGGCAGCAGGAACGUCCACAUGAGGAAGAGGCACAGCAACGCGGCGCACGGCAACCAGGCCAGGGACACCGGAGAGGCGUUGACGCACAGCAGCCUGCUCGAGGACCGCGGGGUGGCGGGUGACAGCAUGGUCACCAUGACGACUGCGCUGGAGCCCAUGAACCUUCACCACGCGAUGCUGAGAGCACAAGGAGACACUUUGGAAGGAAGCAGUCCCUCUGCCUCCAUGGUGGUCCUCUCACAGCCACAUGACCUGGUCACCAUGGCGACAGGAGGGCAUGGUUAUGGAGAGGAGGUGGUUGCUCUGCUGCAGUAGGGGGUUUAUAUCUGAGCUGUUCUGGCACCGGAUAAAAAUCAUUCAUUUAGUGGUAGUUGUUUUGCAGUUUUAUUAUAGUGUUUUAUUUUCAGUUUCCAC
Molecule: messenger RNA, 1679 nt
Organism: Megalops cyprinoides (Indo-Pacific tarpon)
Lineage: Eukaryota; Metazoa; Chordata; Actinopteri; Elopiformes; Megalopidae
Gene: znf410
Product: zinc finger protein 410
Exons: 12
Coding region: 252-1580 (442 amino acids)
Biological process (GO): regulation of transcription by RNA polymerase II
Cellular component (GO): transcription regulator complex; PcG protein complex
Molecular function (GO): DNA-binding transcription factor activity, RNA polymerase II-specific; RNA polymerase II cis-regulatory region sequence-specific DNA binding
Source: RefSeq, a predicted model, not a curated record